This is a messenger RNA of Nelumbo nucifera (sacred lotus), 867 nucleotides long. The record is from RefSeq and is a predicted model, not a curated record. NCBI's taxonomy places the organism in Eukaryota, Viridiplantae, Streptophyta, Magnoliopsida, Proteales, Nelumbonaceae.
AUGGCUAGCAAAGACAAGGAAAAAAGGCAACCAACUAGACAAAAUAGAAUUUGGUCAAAAGAAGAAGAAGGCAAGUUAAUUGAAGGAUUAAUGAUGCUAGUUCAUAUUAGGAUGUGGAGAUCAGACAAUGGGACCUUCAAGUCAGGGUACUUGAAUCAGUUAGAGAGGUUCAUGGAAACGAACCUCCCUGGAUGUGGAUUGAAAGCAAACCCACACAUUGAGUCUAGAGUGAAACAUAUGAAGAGACAGUAUGCAGCCAUUUGUGAGAUGCUCAGCCCUAGUUGCUCAGGGUUUGGAUGGGAUGAUGUAAAAAAGUGUAUCACUUGUAAAGACGAGGUCUUCAAUGGUUGGGUUAAGAGCCAUCCACAUGCUAAGGGGUUAAGAAACAAGCCUUUCCCAUUUUUUGAUGGCCUUUCCAUUAUAUUUGGGAGAGAUAGAGCAACUGGGGAGAGUGUAGAGGCUCCUGCUGAUGCUGCAGAAAAUGUGGAAAGGGAGGAGUAUAACAACCCGCCUAUAGUGGGUGAAUCAAUCAAUGGUGCUUCAUCAGCCCCUCAUCCUCAUAGAGCAAGUAAGAGAUCAAGAAGCAACACAGAUGAUGAUCCCGUGGCUAGGGCUCUUGUAGAUGAGUUGUCUAGGGUGGGACAACACUUUUCCGUGGUAAGGGAAAUAAUAUCUCAAGUGGCAGAUGCUCUUAUUGACAAAGAGGGUAGAGAGAUGAGGAUGAGGGUGUUUGACGAGUUAAUGAAGGUCACUAGUUUAAGCAUGAAUGCAAGGAUGAAGGUAAAGAAUAAUCUUGCAGCUUUGCUGAUGGAGUGGGAUCGAUCAAAGGUUUGCAUUCCUUUUUAUAUUCAUGCUUCCAAUGUUUGA